CUAGAUCUUCCUUCUCCACCAAACUCCUUUCUUCUCAUUACUCAACAAACUACCAUCCAUCCACACUUUCCUCUUUCAUCAAAUUUUACUCUCAGAUCUCCCCCACCACUUCAAAACCCUAAAAUUUCUCAUCAAUUUUUCCACUUCCAAUUUAUUCUUUGUGUAUGUGUUAGUAUUCAAAUUGUGAUUUCUUAGUUACUCAAUUUGUUUCUUUUCAUGGCAAUGCCAAUGGGAAAUGCAGUUACGCCGGAAAUUAAGCAUUUUCCGGCAGUUAUUACCGGCGGUGAGAUGCAGUACCGACCACCACCACAACAACAGCAGCAGCAAUGGUUUGUUGAUGAGAGGGAUGGGUUUAUGAAUUGGCUUAGAAGCGAAUUUGCAGCUGCCAACGCUAUUAUCGAUUGUCUUUGUCACCAUUUGCGUGUUGUUGGUGAGGGUGGUGAGUAUGAUCCUGUUGUUGGUGCAAUUCAACAGAGGAGAUGUAAUUGGAAUCAAGUGCUGCUUAUGCAGCAAUACUAUUCGGUUUCUGAGGUUGCGUAUGCGCUACAACAGGUGGCGUGGAGGAGGCAACAGAGGGUGGUGAAGCCGGUUGCUAGGGAGUUUAAGAAGGUUAGGCAAUGGCAGAGGUUUGAGGGUGGUGGUAAUGUUAAGGAAGGUUGUAAUUCUGGUGUUGAAUUUCAUCGGAAUGAAGCGAAUUCCACGGUAAAAGGGACUCGAGUAGUUGAUAAGAGUGAGGAACUUAAAUCUGGUGGCAAGGUUGGAGUUAAGGAUGAUAAGAGUUCAGACAUUGCUGAGGAGAAGAAAGAUACUACAACAAAUCAUCAAUCUGAUGGCAUUUUGAAGAGCCCUGUGAAUUCUCAAGGAUCUCUGUCCAGCGCAGAAUAUAAAGCUGAGGAUGUAAAUGAAGAAGGUGCAUCAAAUUCUGGAGAAAAUGAUUCGCAUUCUAUUCAAAAUCAACAUCAGAACGAGAAUGGUUCUUUCACAGGAAAAACUUUUACUGCCAAUGAGAUGUUUGAUGGGAAGACGGUUAAUGCGGUCGAAGGACUGAAGUUGUAUGAAGAUUUAUUUGAUAGUACUGAAGUUUCAAAACUUGUUUCAUUGGUUAAUGAUUUGAGGGUUGCUGGAAGAAAAGGACAAUUGCAAGGAAAUCAAACAUAUGUGGUUUCUAAAAGGCCCAUGAGAGGGCGUGGAAGGGAGAUGAUCCAGUUGGGUGUUCCUAUUGCUUAUGCAUCACCAGAUGUGGACAAUGUGACAGCAUCGACCAAAGAUAAGAAUAUGGAAUCUAUUCCUUCCUUGUUUGAAGAUAUCAUUGAGCGAAUGGCUGCUUCACAAGUGAUGAAUGUGAAGCCCGAUGCAUGCAUUGUGGAUUUCUAUAACGAGGGUGAUCACUCAAUGCCAAACAGUUGGCCGUCUUGGUUUGGAAGGCCUGUUUAUAUGCUUUUCCUGACAGAGUGUGACAUGACUUUCGGGAGAACAAUUGUCUCAGAACACCCUGGGGAUUAUAGGGGCACUAUCAAGCUUUCUCUUGUACCUGGGUCCCUUUUAUCGAUGCAAGGGAGAUCGACUGAUUUUGCUAAACAUGCUAUUCCUUCUAUUCACAAACAACGCAUACUUGUUACUUUCACAAAGUCUCAACCGAAAAAGUCACUGCCAAUUGAUGCUCAGGGUGUUGCUGCUCCGGCAACAUCACACUGGUCAGCCACACCGACAAGAUCUCCGAAUCAUAUAAGUCAUAAUCUGUUAGCUCCCAAGCAUUAUUCCACAGUUCAAGUAACCGGGGUAUUGCCGGCUCCUUCCCUACAUGCACCUCCUAACAGCAUGCAGCCAUUGUUUAUGCCGGCUCCAGUUGCACCUCCCAUGCAAUUUUCUACACCUGUGCCGGUCCCGUCUGGCUCUACGGGAUGGACCACGGCUCCUCCAAGGCAUCCUCCUCCCCGAGUCCUUGUACCCGGCACGGGAGUCUUCCUCCCUCCACCUGGCUCAGCUAAUUCAUCUCACCACUUACAAGGUACGUCAACUGAAGUGAACCUAGGUGUUGGAACUCCAACCUCGUCGAUAAAGGAAAAUGGGAAAUCUAAUCAUAGCAAUACCAGUGUUUCACCAAAAGGUAAAAUGUCUGGAAAUAUUGAAAAGCAAGAAUGCAAUGGAAAUACAGAUGGAACUGAAGUUGAAAAAGCUAUAGAGGAAGACGGGGAAAGCAAUGGAGAAACUGUUGCAAGCCAUUGAGAGAUUAGAGAGAGAAAGAAGGCUUAUCAAAGGAAAGAGAUAGAGUAAGAACUUAAUUUGAGUUUGAAUCAAAUGUAAAGAGCGGCGACAUUGGAGAUAACAUGAUAAUGCAAAGGAAAGAACAAGGGAAGGAUGUAGAACAUUUUGGUUCUCUUCAAAAUCCUUUAUUUGUUUACUCCAUUCCUUCUUUUUGUUCUCUUAUUAAUAUUAUAUUAUAUAUUAACUUCUAUAGCAAGAGAAAACUCAUUCUUAAUUCAGAUCUUGACUUUUCCAUGGUUGAA
Cicer arietinum (chickpea) is the source of this 2507-nucleotide messenger RNA. Its product is annotated as RNA demethylase ALKBH10B-like. NCBI's taxonomy places the organism in Eukaryota, Viridiplantae, Streptophyta, Magnoliopsida, Fabales, Fabaceae. Gene Ontology annotation, biological process: mRNA catabolic process. Gene Ontology annotation, molecular function: mRNA binding; demethylase activity. The record is from RefSeq and is a predicted model, not a curated record.